Molecule: messenger RNA, 1305 nt
Organism: Necator americanus (New World hookworm)
Lineage: Eukaryota; Metazoa; Nematoda; Chromadorea; Rhabditida; Ancylostomatidae
Exons: 11
Coding region: 1-1305 (434 amino acids)
Biological process (GO): heme biosynthetic process
Cellular component (GO): mitochondrion
Molecular function (GO): protoporphyrin ferrochelatase activity
Source: RefSeq, a predicted model, not a curated record
AUGCUGCGCCCGUCUACAAUAGUCCGGAAGGUUCUCACGCGUAUCUGGCUCUUUCGUGUUUUUGUUGCAAUGCAAACUGUAUCUCGAAACAUAUCAAGAACUGAAGAGAACACAACACUGAAGAUUUCUCCAAUCGCUGCCUUUGAUGGUAAUAACCACUCGCCGAGGCCACGUGCUCAUUCCAACAAUGAUAAAACCUACUGUAAUUACAAAAACAAAUUCAGCGGUGUCAGCGAAAAAGGGACGCAUGUUGUCUUUCUUCACUUCGGACUCCCACGAACAGAAUUCUAUGCGAAAGGUCAAUUACGACAAGCAGCUGCAAUUUACUAUCAAGUACCGAAGAAUGCUGAAAGGUUCAUUCCUACAUCCUUUCUUAUGAAUGGAAAGAUUAGAGACUGUAUAGCAAAAUACGGGGAAUCUGAGUGUAUAGAAGAAUCUUUGAAUAGAUUAACUCAACGAAUACAAGGAAGUCUGAAUACAGUCAUGCCGGAGUUCGAGCUCAUUUCCUGCUCCAAUGCUUUCCUUCUCGAUGAGCCUUCCAUUGAACAACAUCUUGUAGAAGUUGGCAAGGGUGGCUGCUCUCGUAUCGUUUUAAUGCCGUUCUAUCCUCACUUCUCAUGUGCUCAAUCCGGUGCUCUGCUUAACGAAGCAGAGCGCGUCCUCCAGACGUUCACAGUCCCGUCAACAAUUGACGGUAAGGAAGUACCGAACGAACGCAUCGUGCCCAACUCAAGCGAAUCCUUUCACGUUUCUGCUUUGCACCGAUGGAGCAGUCACCCAGUUGUAAGCGAAUACUGGCUCAACAUUCUCCAACCUAUUCGUGAUAAUUACGGUGGUGUGCUAUUUUGUGCGCCAGCUUUACGAGGUUAUAACAGUCGAGAAUUCCGACGAUUAGUGUGGUCAUCUUGUGAACGAGUAAUGGCUGGUUUGAGCGACUCCUUACCAUGGAAACUUGCUUUCUUUAAUGCAUGGGAUCAGUGGAAUUUACCAGUAAGAGACUCCGUCAGAGCACAGGCUGCGCGUCUCUCAACUCAAUUGUCCGGCGGGAAAGCAAUGGCUGUGAUUCCCAUCUCUUCAUUUGUUCCAGACUUCAACACAUUCUGUGUUCUACCAAACUUACUUAAAACAGUGGACGAAGCCGUUCUACUAGAGCCACAACCCGACAGUGCCGUUCUGCUUCAGGGCAUGGUUGAAGUGAUAAAAAAUCACCUGUUAGGAAGAAGAAACGCCCAAUUACGAAGUCGAUGCAACUGGUGUAUCAACAGCCAGUGUGAACAAAUGAGGAGCACGCUCAUUGAUAGUUGA